Molecule: messenger RNA, 1310 nt
Organism: Paecilomyces variotii
Lineage: Eukaryota; Fungi; Ascomycota; Eurotiomycetes; Eurotiales; Thermoascaceae
Product: phytanoyl-dioxygenase family protein
Exons: 2
Coding region: 185-1105 (306 amino acids)
Source: RefSeq, a predicted model, not a curated record
GCCUUACGUGUCCAGCGAUAACGAGUAGUUCCAUGUCGGCAUCUCGCGCCACUAACUAAAGCGGUUAUGGAUUAUGCCCGUGGUUAUUAAAUCUACCUACAUACUUCCCCAUAACAGGAUUCCAUGAAGAAGCUCGAGCGUUCAUCUUUCUGGUAAUCCUGUCUCUCUUCACGUCUCGUGGAAAAUGGGUCUAGAAUCAGCACCGACAGAUGCGCCCGCCUCUAUCCCUCUAUCUGAAGCGGAAAAGGCAAAGGGAAAAUACUCAGUAGCGACUCUCCGACAAAUCCUAGAGCGCUUCAACGAUGACGGGUUUAUAGUGCUUGAGGACGUCGUCGAUGUGGCUCACGUCGAGAAGAUCAACAAAUACAUGCAGGACGAUACAGACAAUGUACUACGAGAGGUCUAUGGUUCAAAGGCUUAUUUCAACCACGGUGUGCGAUCUAACAUCUUGCACUGCGCUCCACUGAAACCCGAGUAUAUCUUCGAGGAUGUGUAUAUGAAUCCAUUUGUUAUUCAAGUGAUGAACGCAUACCUCGGCGCGCGGCCUCGUUGGAACUUCAUUACGGGAAACAACGCCCUCGGGAAUACAAAAGGUCUGCGACAGCCUGUCCACAAGGAUAUCCGCUGGAGCGGGCACCCGACUGCUCCUUUCUAUGCGAUUGCAAAUGUGCCCUUGACCGACUUCUCACCAGAAAACGGGUCCACCGAGUUCUGGUUGGGGACUCACAAAAUCACUACCACUGCUGACCAGCAAACGACUCCGGAAGGUGCAAUGACAUGCAACGUGAAGAUAGAGAAGCUCGAAGAGCGCCGCAAGGUGCGCCCGCCAGUACAGGUCCACGCUAAGAAAGGCAGUAUUACGCUGAGAGACUUGCGGUUAUGGCAUGCAGGAAUGCCGAACCCUAGUGAUGAGCAUCGGAUCAUGAUUGCCUUGGGUUAUCAGGCGCGGUGGUAUCCAAAUUAUACACAGCGAUUGAAGCUUCCUGAGAGUAUGAUGAACUUCUUCCACCAUGAUGAUAUUGAGAUCAUGGCAAAUUUCGUCAGCGAUGAGGAGGUACAGGCCAACCAACAUAGAGACAACUUUCAUUUCAGUGCGAGUGUCUAGCGGCGACGCUUCUUCAUUCCCGAGUGUUACCUUCUGGCACAAGAUUCAUGUUGUCAUGUCCCCGGAAACGAGCUUAAUUGCGACAAUACAAAAUAUAUUACUCGUACCUGCCGAUUUGUCUCUGCAGUCAAUGGUUAUAGUGGAGAAUAGCAAGGUAAUAGACAACAUGAUCCUUAUGACUUAAGAUUAAAAUAUCUCAAAUAUA